This is a messenger RNA of Perca fluviatilis (European perch), 4908 nucleotides long. It is a transcript of the gene trappc14, whose product is annotated as trafficking protein particle complex subunit 14. Gene Ontology annotation, cellular component: TRAPPII protein complex. Gene Ontology annotation, biological process: cilium assembly. Bases 268 to 2001 code for a protein of 577 amino acids. Gene Ontology annotation, molecular function: alpha-tubulin binding. The transcript is spliced from 12 exons. The record is from RefSeq and is a predicted model, not a curated record. Lineage: Eukaryota; Metazoa; Chordata; Actinopteri; Perciformes; Percidae.
CUCUGUUUGGAUUAGCCGUCCUGUUGAUUGUAUUGCUAAACGGAAGCGGCGAAGAUGGAUAUGUUUGGACGUUACUUUUAUUGUCCCGUUUACGGUAGUCAAAGUACUCGACUGUUUUAGUUAGACAGUUUUUUGACACACUAGACUUUUUUUUUUUUUUUUUAACUAUACAUGAAAAGACCGUGGGUACUUCAGGCUCGCUUUGUUUACACUGCGGCAGAUGGUUAACACAACAGCGUAUGUUAACCUAGUUACUUUACACUUGUAAUGAUGGAGUCACAAUGCGAGUAUUUCAUGUAUUUUCCCGCCGCUCCAAUAUCGAGUUUGUCAGACCCGGCGGAGUACACAACUCUUCCGCGGCGAAAGCACGUCUACCUGGGGGAGAUAGUCCAGUUCCUGCUGGUCCUGCGGUCUCGGAACACGGCGGUGGGGAGGGAUGACAGCUCCGGCGGUUUACCUUGGAAGGACCUGGCGGGUUCUCUGUGUGCUCUGGCCAGUGUGUGCGUCGCCGAAAGCCGGCAGCAGAGACCCAGCGAGUACCAAGCCGAUAUCCGCAGCACCUGCAGCGAGGACGACGGGGAAGAGGAGCCCGAAGAGAGGGAGUCUGGAGGAAAAAAGCCGCCGGACAAUAACCGGACUUUCAUACAGUGCAGCCCGCAUCUCAUUCACAACAGCUCGGCCAGGGAUGGGAGGGAACCGGUGAAGGCUGCUCUGGUGUUGGACGACCAGGUUGUCUUCUGUCUCACCGUCUCGUUGGACAAGCUGCCAGUCAACACGCUUACAGCCAAGAUCGUAGUGACCGUGUGGAGGCCGGAGGAUGAGAAGGCGGAGGUGAGGGAACAUGGCUACCUGACUCUCCUGCAGCUCCGGAGUCCAAUACACACCUUCAGGCAGGACCUCAACACCUUCAAGGCACAGGUCAGCACCACCGUGCAUGUUCUCCCACCACCCAGUGUCCAGUUUCAGCACAUGGCUGUCUCUGGAAAACACCUGACCGUCCUUAAAGUGUUGAACUGCAGCUCUCAGGAUGAGGUGUGUGUCAGAGAUGUGAAGAUCCUUCCUAACUAUAACCUGUCCUACCUCCCCAUGAUGCCAGAUGGUUCAGUUCUCAUAGUCGACAACGUCUGCCACCAAUCAGCUGAGGUCACAGUGGCUUCAUUCUAUCGGAUGGACAGCGAGUCGUCGCGUUUACCCAGCAUGCUCAGCGCCCUGGAGGAGCAGAACUUCCUGUUCCAGCUGCAGCUACAGGACACAGCAGAGGAGGACUCCAGUGAGGGUUUGGAAGUCCCGUUGGUGGCUGUGUUACAGUGGUACACUCCGACACUGCCUCUAACAAGAUACAUCUCUAGUUGUUACGCGCUGCCCAGUAUCCGCUUGGAUCGUCCUCGGCUGGUGAUGACAGCUUCCUGUCCUCGUGCCGUCAGGCCUCUGGAGCACUUCUGGGUAAAAUACACCCUGCUCAACAACUUGCAGGACUUCCUGGCCGUCCGUCUGAUCUGGAACCCUGACGCUGAUAGAGGAGGCCAGCAGGAUCCCAGGGCCCACCCGGCAGUGGUGUGCCAGUCCCCUCUCAACAACCUGGGCCAGUGUAGGAAGGGCUCCACCCUCUCCUUCACCGUGGCCUUCCAGAUCCUCAGGACUGGACUCUUUGAGUUGAGCCAGCACAUGAAGCUGAAGCUGCAGUUCACAGCCUCGGUGUCCACCCCCACCGCGGAGGUCGGAUCCCCGCUGAGGAACUGUCCAUCGUCAGUCAGAGAGCUGCUGGACAGACAGAGCCUGGGCCGCUCUCAGAGCUUCUCCCACCAGCUGCCGCCCAGGGCUCACCACGUCAGGUCCGGCAGCGCCAUGGAGCAUCGGAGCAUCACUCCUCCUGCAGGAUCUCCAGCGGGCAGAGGCCGGUACCUGCCACCCAGCCACAGCCUCAUCUCACUGGACAAAAUAGCCAAGAGAGAGUGUAAGGUGUUGGUGCUGGAGCCGGUCCAAGAGGCACACAGCCGAUGACCUGGAGAGACCCAUACAUCAGUGUUUGGUCCCUCUGUCCAGCCGCCAGAGCAUCCACCCUGUGCCCUGAAGGCAACACGGCGUGGACGCAGUGAUGGAAGGAGGAGCAGAGGAGCGCUGAUUGGCCAGAGAGGAGGAGGAGGUGAUGAGAGGACAGAGAGAGGAAGGUGAUGGAGGGAUAAUACUGCUGGCCUGACAUGAUGAAAGAAAAGAAAAGCCCCCCCCCGCAGAGCCACAAGAAUUGUUCAUUUCAUUGGUUCAUCAUUUCAAUUUUGUUUUGGUUUUUACUUUUCCAUCAAGCCUUCGUUCCAUUUUCCUCCACGGGUUAUUUCCCUUGCCUUCCUAUUCCUGUGUAUUUAUAGUUACAAGAUUCUUUUGGAACUUGGCGUUGACUGUAUUUUCCUUUCUUAUGGCAGCUCUUGUUUUCUUGUAGGAUAUAAAUCAGGAAACCCCAGACUAACUGCGUGCGUCAGGGCUGGGAGCACGGAAUAAGCUGGAUGGAUCCAGUAGCUGGUAUUUAUUUUGAUAAAGUAGCAGUCCAACAUUUUGUGAAAUAAUUUGUUCGCCAUCGAGAUACGAUAACGUUAUCUGUCUAAGAACGUUAGAUAACGGGAAAAACUGCUGGCCUAGCUGCAUCUGAUAGACCUUGCAACAGUCCUAUUUCCACCUUGUGCACUAUAUGGCCCUUUCCUGGUCCAACCGUAGACUGACGAGACAUGUCUCCACUUCCUUCGCACUGUACAAAAUUGAAGCCAAAAUCUCCCAGAUACAGGCAGCCUCAUCUUGUAAUUUUGGAGUCUGCGCAGUACUGAUCAGGCGGUACAGCUGCGAUAUCAAAGUCCCACCCAUACACCCGCCCGACCAAUCCCGAGUCAAUCCCAGCUGUCAAUCCUGACAUUUCACCCCGUUAUUAUAGCAUCAAAGAACUAAUAAAAACCAAACUUCUCAGUAUGUGAACAAAAAUCUGCAUGAUAACAACUACCUGAAUGACUGAAAACCGUCUUUGGGAAACAUUUAUUUGACAUGUACUUUUGACUUUUUAGUUUGGCCUAUGUCCUGUCCGCUAACAUGGAGGGGGCGGGGCUUAUGACCUACACUGCAGCCAGCCACCAGGGGGCGAGCCAGACGUUAUGGCCUCACUUACACAGUCUAUUAAAGCUGCAACGAUUAGUCGACUAAUCGAUUAGUCAUUUGAUACGAAAAUAGGUGGCAACUAUUUUGAUAAUAAUAAGUCAUUUUUUCAGCCUCUCAAAUGUGGAGAUUUCCAGCCUCUUUUCUGUUUUACUCAAUAUCCGGGUUUUGGACUGACAAAACAAGACACUUAGAGAUAUCUGCUUGCGAUGGGCAAUUUUCACCAUUUUUCUGAAACUUUAUAGACAAAACGAUUAAUCGAGAAAAAGAAUCAUCAGAAUUAAUUAUUUGAUAAUGAAAAUAAGCGUUAGUUGCAGCCCUACAGUCUAUGCAUCGACCCCUGGUUGACAAUGCCCCCCCCCUCCCAUCGGUGGAAAGCCUGAAACCAGAAGAGUGGACGCACUUAUAGCAGCCCAUUAAGCCCCAUGGUGUCAGAUGUUCCACUGUCCACAUAUUGUUGGCCACACAGUGUAGCUCGUUAGCAAGUAGGCUAGUCCCCAAAGUCAGCUGGGUUCCGGUCACUUAGAAAAACCCUAACCCUAAGAGAACGGGAGCCACUGUUGGGUUAGGCUUAGGGCCAACAUGUAGUUCUAGUGUUAGGGCCAACAUGUAGUUCCAACAACUGCUACAGCGGUGCACUACACAAGAUACAACAUGUCAAUCAGACAGCUGUGGGCUCCAUACAGAGGGGAUUUGGCGCUCUCUUGACAAAGCUAGGCUAGCAGUUCCCCCACUGCUUCCAGUCUUUGUGCUAAGCUAAACGUGUUCUGAAACUACUCGUGCUGUAAACGUGAUUCCGGGUAUGACCGAAAAUAGGGAAGUUCACUUCCCACAAUAUCAGACCGCGCCCUUUAAAUAAGCUCAGGCAGAAGUUGCCAUCUGGGAGGUUUGAACUACAAUCUCUUUAUUCUACCCGCUUAGGUUUCGUCUUCAGUAUCGGAAACAUUUAGGGGAAAUUAAUCAGUAAUUACAAGUAAUAUUGAUAGGUUUAAGGUUACAAAUUGUGUUUUUUUUUAUUAUUAUAACUGAACUACAGAACUGGAUGACAGCUGCGUGUUGUCCUACACCUUCCCUAGCAGGAAGUGGUUUGCACUCAGACUGACAUCUAUCGGUCUAUUUGUAGAAUUUGAGUAUUGAGUGUGAUCCAGGACCAGCUCCAUACAGUAGUCUUUACACUGGCUGAUUUAUUUAAAUGUAUUUGUCUUAAUGAUCCCUUCAUUUAUUGGCAAUGUUUUUGUCUAUUUUUUGGACCUGUUACAUAGACUCCGUGGUGUGACAGUGGACCAGCACCUUUUACAGUGUGGUCCCCUUAUUUCAUUCAUUGUCCAGUAAUUCAAAACCCCCUAGCAACGUAACGCAUGUUACAUAAUCGCUGCCAAUGACUCCCGUGUAGAAUGGGUGAGCCUCAUGUGGAAACAGGGUCCAGUUGAAAUGAGAGGCUUGUUGGCGUUGUUGAACAAUUAAUGCUUCUAAUGUAGUCUGAUAAUUACAGAACUCAUUUCUUAGGGCGUUUCCCAGAAAGAACUGUGUCAUUUCUAUUUUCCAGGGGUGCUCUUAAGCAGGGUGCUUUUAAACCAGGGGUGUCAAACUCAAAGGGGCCACACAUGUACAGUUCAUUGACAUGCUUUGAUUUAACUGAAAAAGUCAAAUAUCUUUGACUGUACUAUUGCCCGUGUCAUAUAAUCUUCUCACGUACAAUUUGGUCGACAUAAAUCCCUCAGCAAAGUCAGCAAAAAAAAAAAAAUUACUUUAUAGCCAUCCCAGAAUUUAGGAAAU